AUAUAGGGCAAAGCUGAGUAAAUAAUCAGUGAAACAUGAAGCUUGUUACCGACGCCAGCUGUGAAGCAUUGGAACCGGUUCGCAUUGCCAUCCGCGAGCGACCGAGUGAUUGCGAAGAGGACGAAAGCACAAUACAACGUCAUUCGGCAAAUGACCAGAUUUUGAUAGUGGAUGAAAGGCCAUUUGUGUUCGAUUAUGUUUUCCGGCCGGAAGCCUCACAGGCGCUUGUCUACGAUGCUUUGAUUCGGCCGCUGGUGGUUAAAAUGAUAAACGGAUUUUACUGCACAGCCUUAGCCUAUGGGCAGACCGGGACGGGUAAAACUUUCACGAUGGGAUUGCAGUGGGACCAUAGCGGCCCUCAUGACAUUAAUCGAGGAAUGAUAACGCGAGCCCUGGAUCAGACCUUUGAUUUACUCAAAGAGUCGAGAAACAAAGAGGACUAUGAGAUUGAGGUGUCAUUUGUGGAGAUUUAUAACGAGAAGAUAUAUGAUUUGCUGUCGGAAAGCUCUUCGGAGCCGGUGAAUACGCGCGGGUGUAAGUUUAAUGGUGGUACGAAGCGUGAGGUUACCAGGGCGAGCGAAGCGCAGGAUAUUUUGAUGGAAGGAAACAAGAACCGGCACGUACGGCCGACCAAGAUGAAUACGCUCAGUUCCAGAUCGCACGCUAUUUUCAGCAUCCAUGCUUCGGUCGUGCAUGACGAUGCCCGAAUUGUUUCUGCACUGCAUCUGGUUGAUUUGGCAGGUUCCGAAGGAGUUCGGCGCACCGGCCACCAGGGGGUGGCAUUGGCCGAAGGUGUCCACAUUAAUCAGGGCUUGUUGAGCAUUGGAAAGGUACUGCAGGCAUUGUCCAUCGGCAGUAAAGUGAUCCCGUAUCGUGACAGCAUCCUCAGCACGGUACUGCAGGAUUCGCUCAAUUCCAACUCGUAUCUGACUUUGUUGGCCUGUGUUAGCCCGCUUCCGGAGGAUCUCAGUGAGACGCUGUCGACGAUUCGGUUUGCGCAAGGGGCAAAAACGCUGAAGAAUAAUCCGCAAAUCAACGCCAUUACGGCCGAACUGAAGGCUAAGGAACGCACUCGCACACCGGGUAAAAGCUACGUUCCGGGGGCACUGAAAUCGAAGAACCUCAAUCCAAAAACACCAAAAUCGGCGGUCAAGCGACCUCCCGGUGGGGGCGGCUCAUCGGUGAAGAAGGUGCAUAGCAACACCUUCUGUACGCCCAGUAAAAUUCGUAAAUUGGACUAUGGAAAGCUGAAUUCAACUGUUGCACCGGCUCCGGUUAUUAAAGCGCCAGAACCGAUACUGGUGGCUCCACCUACGAAAGCGGCUUUGCAGGCAAAGAAUGCGAUGAUGCCCCCACCGCCUCCACUUUUCCCCCGGUUUAGUGACGUAACAGAGAAGGAUUUCGAGUCCAUUCCGGCCGAUUCGCGGUCGUCGAUUUUCAGUUUAAAUUUAUCCAGCUCGACUUCGGUAGAUCAACCGGUGGCGUCGUCAAGUGCGGUGUCACAAAGCAGCAGCUACAGCCCCAUCGUGAAGAAGUGUAUGGAGACUUUUGAAGCCACCAUCGAGCAAAAAUUAGCACAAAUGUUUGCCAAGAUUCAACAUAUACAGUCAGUUCCGACUGCUGCUGUGGCAGCAGAGGCUCCUACUUCUUUGCAAGCCCGCCCAGAAGGACCCACUACUGUAAACCCACCAAUCGUUAUUGACUGCAGCAGCACUCAACAACCGGACAGUAGCAGCAGCAAUGUUGCCGAAACAUCGGAGAAUGUAGUUCCUACCCCAGCUGGUGCAAUUCCGUGGGACAUGAUACGCCGAGAAAUUCAGGAAGCAAUCCGUUCGGAAAUCAGCACUAUUAACGAUUCUCACGUACUAAAGUACGAAAGCACUCCCUGUCACCUGCGGCAGAACGAAUCCCGUGCCGCUCCUCCAACUACAGCGAUUCGAUUGAAUCCGGCACUGCAACGCUUGAAGGAUCAGGCUAAGCAGCAGUCGUCAGCUGACGAUUCGGCUGGGGAGGGCGGAUUGAACAGUACCGUUGUGGCUAACAACAAAACACCCCGCCACUGGGAGGUGAUCAAUGUCGAUAGCGAUGAAGAAAACGCCAUUGAAAACAACGGUGAGGCUGACGAGGACGGCGUUAUUGUUAGAAGAAGGCGCUCGAAGCGUCUUUCCGACCCACGGAUGCCAUUCGGAGCGAUUUGUGCCAACGUGGAUCAACAAAGCUUUGCGGCACCGUCCGCCACCGUGACAGCAAUUCCUGACGAGAGCUAUUUGUGGCAAAUUCAAGAUGGAAUGGUACGUCGUCGUAGUACUCGGAUUUCCAUGCGAAAAAAUUCCACUUCUCAUCAACACCGGAAGGGGUGCUGCCAGUCGGCAAAGAAGAGAAAACCACAUUUUGAGCCUCUGUUCGAGGAUGAAAAAGAAAAUUUGGAGCACACUGCUGUCGUUCCCAGGAAGAAGCCAGCUCCGUUGACGAUCAGCAAUAAAGUGAUUGCCGGUUACUUUCACCAGACGCCUGCUGUCGGAGGUAAAAAGGAACCCAAAAUGACGGCUUUGAAACAUGGCAAAGCCGUGCUGGAUCUCGUCAACCGUGGCAGCAUAAAAGAAGUACAGAUUUUACCUACCGUGGGCUUGAAGACGGCCUACCAAAUUGUUACUCAUCGUACUAUCAACGGUAAAUUCAAGAAAGUCGAUGAUUUAUCUAAACUCUUUGUCGGUGGAAAAAAGUGGGCUAAAUUUCUUGAGGCGAAUUACCUUUCCUGAAGUUCCGGUUGAAGCUGUAAUGUGUACUGCGGUCGUUCUUUUAUAUUGUAAGAUAGAUAUAUUUUUUUAUUUUUUGACGCUUUUAUAUUUGCUGCAACAUUUGUCGACAUUUUCUAGCAAUCAGACUUCAUUACCGAAAACCAUGAUUUUCAUUCUAUUUCUAAUCGUAGUUGUAUGUAACAAAAGGAAGUGCCCCUGGGGUUCUACUUCGAUAAAACUUUUAUAUAAAAUAGUACCUACAGUGAAACUCGAAAUGAUCCGCUGAAUGGAUUGGUUUGAUCUCCGAUGUAUCAGAGUGAACA
Messenger RNA from Sabethes cyaneus, 3061 nucleotides. RefSeq lists its product as uncharacterized. Bases 36 to 2759 code for a protein of 907 amino acids. The transcript has 5 exons. NCBI's taxonomy places the organism in Eukaryota, Metazoa, Arthropoda, Insecta, Diptera, Culicidae. The record is from RefSeq and is a predicted model, not a curated record. Gene Ontology annotation, biological process: microtubule-based movement; mitotic spindle organization. Gene Ontology annotation, molecular function: microtubule binding; microtubule motor activity; ATP binding.